AUGGCAUCUACUCCAGUAUCGCAGCCGCCUACUGUCAUCAAUGCUGACUGCCUCGACCCCAACGAAUCACCUCACCAGCUCCAACGACCGCUAUCUGGACCAGGUGCCUCGCGACAGACUCGUCUACUGCAGCUUCGCAAUGUAGGCUUCCGAGGACCGGCCAUGCCGGUACGCAAAGUGACUCCAACGGCAAGGGAUAUGCUGGCCAGUCCUUGGUCGAAUGCUGGGACUGAUGCGUCUGGGGCGAAUGUGGAACAUGACGACGGAUCACCAAUACCAGGCAUUGCGGCGAGAACAAGUGAGACGAGGCGGAGGACAUCACUCUUAUCACUGGAUCAGCCGGAGGCUACGCCCUCGAUCCAACACAAGCGUCUACGACCUCGGGUCUCAUCAGGCGCAAGACAUCUGCCCCUAGAUCAUCUUCGCUUGGGCAAGAUCCAUUCAGACGAUAUCAAUUCGCCUCCACCACCGCCCAAAUCUGCUGCCCGUCUGAGAGCUGUACGCGCUCGAGCGAAGAUCAACCACCCUCGCCGCUCCAUCAGUGCAGAGGCGCGCAAGUAUGUGGAGCACCUUGAGGCUGAGCUCGUGGCAGCGCAGAAUCAGAUCUCUGCGAUCACGUCGCCUUCUGCCACGCGAGAACAGUCUUCCCGUGUGAGAACAUUGAGCGCCGAGACCAAGGUUCUACAGGAGGAAUUAGCGGAAUGGGAGUCACAAUACGAGCAGCGGGUGCGAGAGGGGGUUGAGCAGCACGUCCGAGCUGAGGCAGGUUUACGUUCACGGAUUCGCACGUUAGAGAGGAUCGCGGAGGAAGCGCGGUCUCGAGCGGACAAUCUAGAGAUGCAGUUGGGAUCAGCUACGUUGAAUCUCGAAGUGAUCGAAACGGCCAACGUGAGAUUGGAGAAGCGACUCGAGAUCAUGUCUAGCCUGUUGGCAGCCUCGCCGGUCAAGAUCGAUCUUCACGCCGACACGCCAGGUCGUCCCAGAAUGAGCAAGGUUCGACCGAAAUCGAUGUUGCCGAUCUUGCCGGCGAUUAGCACUGUCCUCGAUCGACAGCCAUCGAUCCCAUCAUCACCUCCAGGUCAUAGUGCUCGACCAGCGUCCACGAAGAGCAUGUCCGUCAGCCACAUUGCCAUCUCACCCGACGACAUCUUCUCCGAUGCCGAAUCCGUGUGGUCGAGCGCAGCUCUGAGCAGCCAUUCGGGCAUGGAAACCGCCUCUUGGCACAGUCACCAACGGCAUGCCAGCAAGUCGAACAAGCGCCGAAUGCGGCGUUUCGUAGCGGGAAGUGUUGGACCCAAGCCACUCAUUCUGCCUGCUACUAAUCAGUGGUCUGGCUCUGUCCCGGCUUCAGCGCCUGGACUCGAGCGAGAGGAAUCUGCUGCUAUGUUCUCCUUCGAUCAUGUCUCCAGGCCGAAAGAUGAUCUGGACUGCCCCGUGAGCCCGAGCUUUGGUCGACAAAGGGCCUUCUCCACGGCCGAUGAGAUCGUGGCUGCGCAACGACGUUCGAACAUAUUGGCAUCACUUGAAGGGCAAUUCCCCCAUUUGAGCGAGACGGUUCCGGAGGAAGACGAACUGGAUGAAAUGCUGGAUCACACAUUGCUUGCAUCUGAUCAGAACUCUGAUCUCCCUAGCCAUAAAUACUCCUCGCUCGGUUCUGCAGCGGGCGCCGCGGUGGCAGGUCGGAACCUGAUGGAUGAGCUUGCUGCGGUUCAGACACCAAAUGCUAAGAGCAACAGCGAUGAAUUCUCGCACAGCGACCCGAGUGGGCAAUCAGGGAGGGGAAGUUCAGGAGGAGUGCCCGCAGAAAUGUUGAGCUCGAGUCCGUUCAUCUCGGAUGUCGAUAUCGACAUGGAACUGCCCUCGUUCCCAUCCAGGGUCACGUCCGGUUAUGCUGCUGAUCGGCGCAUGGUAUCGAAUGCUUCUACUGCCAUUGCCGUCUCGCGUCCAAAGAAGGCACCAUUGGCAGCAAACACUUUAUCAUCACCAGUAGCAUUCCUACACUCGACGCUUGCUAUGUCGUCGCCCCGCGUCCGCUCCUCCUCUCCUCUCCCUUCUGCCGCGACAUCGACGGCAAACUUCUCAUCAACAGAUCGCAUCAAUUCGCUGUUCGCCGCCCUGCGUCUUCCCCACCUCGUUCUCGCUCGCAAUCUGAUUAACGCGGCCCAUUCCCAUAUGCCUGGUGGCGGUGCCCUGCUCAACAUUCAAUGGUGGCUUGUCGGAAUGCUCCUUGGGCCUAUGGCUCGUCGCCGGAUGCUUGCAGCCCCAGGCGCAGACUGCUGCCUUGCAUCCGGGACUUGCUGCAAUGGCGCUAGCACGCACGCGCGCAGGCCAAGCGCUCAGCCUAUAACAACAUCCUCUCCGUUCCGCACCCUCAGCUCCUGCUGUGUACCGCAGAUCCUGGAGAGUCCAUACCCAUUCGACUCAGACGCCGACUCGGAUGGAGAUGAUGAAGACGACGACGAUGACGACAACCUCUCCUACGGUAAUCUCUACAUGACCCCUCCACGACCCGCGCCUGGCUCAUCUCUCCUGCGAAUCUCCGGCAAAGGUCGAAAACGAACAACUCCCUCUUCGGCAUCGGCGCUUUCCUCCAACCACUCACCUACCCGAGCAAGCCGGUCUACGCGACAUCAUCACUACCGACGCCACCGGAACGACCUGACCUGCUGCCACCAGCACUGCACCCAUCAAACCUCCGCUGCAGACACCACCACCACUCUUUCCACGACCACGGCUCCCGCCAGCUUCGCCACCCGCCACAGCCCCUGGCUCUGGCUGAAGUUCUCCAUCACCCUCGCCGUGGCCGUGGGCGCCGCAUUCCGCUACGGACCGGGAAGUCUCCUAUCGAGCUCGGACACGGCCGCAACUUCGACAUGUUGCUGUCCAAAGCAGCAUCAGAGCCGGUGUCACGCGGGAGAUCGCUGUCGGGGUGUGGGCGGCAGUCAGCGGAUUGUCAGCCUGCAGGGUGAGCAGAGUGCGGCAAAGGACGCGAUGAGCUGGAGGAGGGUGAGGAGGGAAGUUUUUGGACGGGAGUAA
Molecule: messenger RNA, 3036 nt
Organism: Dissoconium aciculare CBS 342.82
Lineage: Eukaryota; Fungi; Ascomycota; Dothideomycetes; Mycosphaerellales; Dissoconiaceae
Exons: 1
Coding region: 1-3036 (1011 amino acids)
Source: RefSeq, a predicted model, not a curated record